GCGCUCAACCGAGGCGGUCGUCCAGCGCACGAGAGCCAUCGGUCCCAAAAAGGAGUCCCAAAAAACCGCGUGGGGGUCUUCAAUCAGACGAUUCGAGUUCGACAAUUUCCCGAGAGCGAUUGAUCAGCCGCCGGCUUAACUGACCGAUAACACAAACGUUAAUUUGAAUGUGCAAGGUGCUCGUCACGCGGUUAAAAAUACCAACGAACCAGUCAGCCAACACACAAAAAUAAAUGCAAAUAAAAUAAUAGGAAAAUACAAUGAAAGUGAGUGAGUGGCGGCUGCAGGCGGGUCUCCUUCAACUGCAGUUGUAGUGCACUUAUAAAGUAUCCAAUUAAAUAGGGCUCCCUUCAGACAAGAGUAAUGAAAAAAUAGCCAGCUGGCAAUAAAAAUAUUAACAGCUUUGUGUCAAUAAAACAAUGCGGAGUGUUUUGAUAUGAAAGCGGAGGACUGUGCAGGAAACCGAUUGCAUUAAUUGACCGGACGAGGAAAGCAAUUCGAUACAAUGACAACAGUUGGGCCGUGCCACUCGAACACCAGCUCCUGCUCCCGGGACAUGCAAGGAUAUGAAGGGGCUUAGGCCGGAGUCCUGCCGGAGAUAGCUAAACUCGAUAGGGAAACUGAAACUGAACAAGCGGCCGAUCCAUGGCAGUCAACUUGCAGCAGCUGAAUAAUUCAGGCGCCAUUUAUCCAUCGCUCAUGUAUGUGGCGGCCUCCUCCCUCCGGGGACUGGGUUCUGGCCAGCCGGAGAACAUAUCCAUCGUGUACGAGGAUGCGGCCAACGGCACGGGCGGCGGUGUCCACGCCCCAAAUGGGACUUCUGGUGGCAUCGCUCUUAAUACCGAACCCGGACCCACUGCACCCGUGACCACAUUUAAUUACUACAACGAGUCAGCGGCGGCUGCCGAGUGGGAGCACUUCUACGAUCUGGUGCUCUCCUGGCAGGGCAUCAUCCUCAUCGCCGUCUUCGCCACCUUCAUCGUGGUCACCGUCAUCGGCAACACCCUGGUGAUCCUGGCCAUCCUGACCACGCGUCGCCUCCGCACCAUCACCAAUUGCUUUGUGAUGAGCUUGGCAGUUGCUGAUUUGCUUGUGGGGAUCUUCGUGAUGCCCCCCGCCGUCGCCGUCCAUCUCACAGGCUCGUGGCAACUGGGCUGGGUCCUCUGCGACAUUUGGAUAUCCCUCGACGUGCUCCUCUGCACCGCCUCCAUUCUCAGCCUGUGCGCCAUCAGCGUCGACAGAUAUUUGGCCGUGACCAGGCCGCUCACGUACUCCCGUAAACGGCGCUCGAAACGAUUGGCCCUCAUCAUGAUCCUAAUCGUCUGGCUUCUGGCUCUGGCCAUCACCUGUCCCCCCAUCCUGGGUUGGUACGAGCCAGGACGAAGGGACCUGCGGGAGUGCCGGUACAACCAAAACGAGGGCUACGUCAUCUUCUCGGCCAUGGGAUCCUUUUUCAUACCCAUGGCAGUCAUGAUUUAUGUGUAUGCAAGAAUUUCCUGUGUCAUUGCAUCCAGGCACGACAAUAUGACCGACAUAAGUGUUCACAACAAGAAAUUCAAGCGCUACACGGCGGCGGACGUGGAGAACGAGCUCUCGGAGCAGGAGCAGCACAGUUCGAUGGGCCAGCACCAGAGGCACUCGAGGCAGGCCACAUCGCGCACCUUCUCCAACCAGACGAUAGCCAAGGAGCUGCAGGACAUGAUGCUGAGCGACAGCGACAAUUGUGCAAUAACAGGAGGGGGAGGGGGAGUGGGUGGUGCUGCAGGAGGAGGAGGAGGAACUACCACCACCACUACCACCACUUCUAACACCCACACCCACUGUCAAUCGCUUUUGGCUUUGCCCUCCGGCGGCGGAACUAGUUGCUCCAAGAACGGUUGCUACGAACUCACACGUCCCUCGUCCCUGAAACGCACUUCCACGGCCUCGACGACCAUCACCACGAUGACCAGUGGCAUGGGACCGGGUAGCAGUCUUCUCGAUGCCCAGUGGUCGACCCAAAACCAAACCCACUCACUUGCACAGCCGCCGGUGCCGCGAACUCACAGCUUUAGGCAUUCGCAUGGGGAGCGGGAUCGGUUGAGGAGCCACCACCACCAUUCGAAUCCACAUUAUCAUCAGCAGGCGAGUGUGGUGACCACCACCUCGACCAGCAGCGGAGCGGCGAACACGAACACCACCAGCAAGUCCCUGUCCAAUCGGAUUACGUCGCUGAAGAAGGAGAACAAGACGACGCAAACGUUGAGCAUUGUGGUGGGUGGGUUCAUCGCCUGCUGGCUGCCCUUCUUCGUCAACUAUCUGAUUACUCCCUUCCUGGCGGAGCACCAGGCCAGUCAGAUGCUGGCCAAGGCCUUGACUUGGCUGGGUUGGUUCAACAGCGCCAUCAAUCCGUUCAUCUACGCCUUCUACAGCGUUGACUUCCGAGCGGCUUUCUGGCGGCUCACCUGCAAGAGAUUCUUCAGUGCCGGGCAGAAGCCGCAGUUCCCCACGAACACCAUGUCCAUCCGGCGAUAG
This is a messenger RNA of Drosophila ficusphila, 2514 nucleotides long. Its product is annotated as octopamine receptor. Gene Ontology annotation, biological process: adenylate cyclase-activating adrenergic receptor signaling pathway. Gene Ontology annotation, cellular component: membrane. NCBI's taxonomy places the organism in Eukaryota, Metazoa, Arthropoda, Insecta, Diptera, Drosophilidae. Gene Ontology annotation, molecular function: G protein-coupled receptor activity. The record is from RefSeq and is a predicted model, not a curated record.